GCCAAAGUCCCCUACUGUAUGCCGUGCUCGGCGUCUACUGGCUCUCUCUUCCUCUAUUACCCUCACUCUCUCUUCCCCAGAAUUCUCACCUCUUUUUGGCCCGUUGAUUUUUAUGAUUUUACUUUUCCCACAAACAUUUUAUUCUUGGAUUUGACUCUGCCACUGCAUGCUGCGAAUCAUCCCCCCAAAAGACAAUUCAUCGAGUCAGCCAUCUCUUUCCCUUUCAAUUGCGCCUGACUGUCGUCAGGAGUCGCUUUGUUCGAGUCAAUCCUCUUCAGAGACCCUCAAAGUGUCGCAUUCGCGUUUUUGCUCCUGCGUCCUGCAUCCAUCCUGUCAGUGCAUCCCUCUGACGCUGUCCUGCCCUCCGUCACUUGUCUGUUUUCUUUCCCUAUUUCUUUUUUAUUUAUUCAUUUUUACCCUUAAUCUUAUUUUUCAUUUAAAUCCUUUUUCUAGUUUUUUUUAUUUUUUAUUCUAUUCUUUCCGCCCCCUUCUCCCUGCUUUAAUUUAUUUCUCCCAGACUUCUUCAUCUCCCCCCAUACCUGUUCCGGAAUAGCUAGCUGGUGAACAACUCCUCUGACUGAAGGAUGGGUCUCCAGCGCAGCUAAAUAACGACCCUGGACCCUCCACAAUUACACUUGCACACUCGCAUUGCACCGUUUAUCCAGGCCCAUCAUCGCCAGGCCCCCUUCCUUUCCCACCUUCACCCCCCUCCCCUCCCCCGGUUCAGAACCACACGGACCAACGAGCCACUACCGUUACCCUUCAGCCUCUCAUUAGCUUUCCUUUUCAUAAG
Molecule: messenger RNA, 793 nt
Organism: Aspergillus eucalypticola CBS 122712
Lineage: Eukaryota; Fungi; Ascomycota; Eurotiomycetes; Eurotiales; Aspergillaceae
Exons: 3
Coding region: 167-553 (128 amino acids)
Source: RefSeq, a predicted model, not a curated record